Ceratitis capitata (Mediterranean fruit fly) is the source of this 541-nucleotide messenger RNA. RefSeq lists its product as uncharacterized. Bases 203 to 541 code for a protein of 112 amino acids. The transcript is spliced from 3 exons. The record is from RefSeq and is a predicted model, not a curated record. Lineage: Eukaryota; Metazoa; Arthropoda; Insecta; Diptera; Tephritidae. Gene Ontology annotation, molecular function: nucleic acid binding.
GACAAUCGCUCAAUACUCGCAGUUAAAAAUUAGCCUGCCUGGCUGCCAUUGUUUAUCUCUUUUCGCGAUGUCCUCGGCGGCUAUUUAAGGUCGCACAAAUGACCAAAUUCAUUCAUAAGCACAACAGUUCAUCUAGUGUUUAGACUACAACAAGCUGAGAUUACAAAGCCUUAACGUUGCGAAAAUUCUUUCUGUGUGCAAAAUGCAUAAAGUUAAAAAUAUUUAUAAUAAAUCUUUCUGCAAAAAUGGCAUGGCCUUUACCGAGGAUCACAUCGUAGUACGCUGCAUUCGUGUUAUUCAUGGCCGAGUUUCAGAAUAUGAUUUGGAGCAAUAUUUUCUUCAAUUCGGCUCUGUUGAAAAAUUCGAAAUAACCUAUAACCGCGAGGCCUACCGAUAUAAAAAACUCUUCAGAAGCUAUAUUCGUUUCGUCGAACCGGAAGCUGCAUUCAGGCUUGCACAUCAAGAAUCUACUGCAACUGGAGCAUCUCUCCCUCCACAACUGUUUUCAGGUUCGACAACAGAAUGUAAAAACCAUAUGUAA